Messenger RNA from Orussus abietinus, 11462 nucleotides. It is a transcript of the gene mv, whose product is annotated as lysosomal-trafficking regulator. NCBI's taxonomy places the organism in Eukaryota, Metazoa, Arthropoda, Insecta, Hymenoptera, Orussidae. The coding region runs from base 673 to 10869 and encodes 3398 amino acids. Gene Ontology annotation, biological process: intracellular protein localization. The record is from RefSeq and is a predicted model, not a curated record. Gene Ontology annotation, molecular function: protein kinase binding. Gene Ontology annotation, cellular component: cytosol; membrane. The transcript has 39 exons.
CGGAGACCGGUCCUAACGGUUCUUUGAGAGUGGUCGAAAAACUUUCAAGUUCCCGCGAAAGAUAAGGAAGAUUGGAGCAACCGAUCCGGUAGAGGCGCUCGACAACGUGCCUUGUCCAGCAACGGAGCAGCGUCGUGUAAAUCUCCGGCAAAGUCAAACGUGUGUGGGCUGCGAAAUUAAAAAGAACGUUCUGCGAAGACUCGGCGAAUACCUUCCAAAUUUAAGGGAAUUAUGAAAUGAGUGGAAACUGGGCCUUGACGAGGUUAGGUUGGUCAGAAGCAACGCUAACUCGCAGAGGGAGGAACCGAUCGGUCGAUAGACGAUACGAGCCGAGUGGCGGGAACGUGACUGAGUCAGCGGAACGCCGCGGUGUCUGGAGAAACUUCUUCGGGGCUCGCCAGAGGUUCAGCGCUCCGAUUGGUUCCUGCCGGCGUGGGGACCAACGAGGUCGCCGAGGUGGAUCUUCCGGGGAUUCGGUCGAAGGAACUGGCUCGAGGGCCUCCAGCCGACAGGUCGACGGAGACCUCCGUCGCCGAAGAAGACUUCAAACCAUACUCCGGUGAUCCGGCCGACUCGCUCGUCGAGUCCUGCGGCGAUGGAUCGACUUUCCGAGCCCGGGAUCAUUCCGAAGGACUGACCGAGAGGGAGGAGGAACUCGUACGAGCCUCAGUGAUGAACGCCUCGUCGAUGCCGAGCAAGCUGCAGGUUCUUUGGGACCAUUUCAUCCACGCGGAGCCCCAGAGCUACGAGAAAUCAUCCUGGCUGGACGUGUUCCUCGCUGAACUGCUCGCCCAGGUGAAGGAAGGACGAGAGGCGAAGGAUGUCCUGUCCUUUUGUUCGGUCGACGGAGGCGGCGUGUCCACUCUCGUCGCCUGCGAGCUUCUCUCCGACGUGCACGAUCUCUGCGCCCAGAGAGUCGACGGCGGGGAGCUGCUGGGCCUCCGGAAGUACCUCGUCCAGGAUCGCGGAUGGAGGUGUCUCUCGGUUCUCCACCUUCUGGGAGUCCGCGGUCUCUCUUGCAGCCGAGAGCUCGUUGCGCUCCUGGUGGCUCUCUACCCGGUCGCCUCCCAGGACGGAGCUGAACCUGCAAGUGCUAGUGCACAGCGCAACCCCUACAUCAAGUUCCACAGCAACGACGAUAUCGUCGACACGGUGGACAUCGUACCUCACACGAAGAAGAGAACCACUACGAAGAUCAAGAGCAGUAACGAGGUGCACUCGAAGAAGAAGAGGAUUCGCCGACACAGUACAGGCGGCAAAUCGUUGAUGCAGAAACACAAGCAAGAAUGCACGGGGGAUAAUCAGAGUAGCGAGUCCGAGAUGCUGACCGAUGGCAUCGACCAGGCAAGAUCGUUAACGUUGAAGAUACGAUUGAACCCCAUGGACUUUGAGUACUUUACGUCCGUCGUUAGGAGCGACGAGGAGUACAAGUGGAACGCCUCGUUGUACGAGCUACCACCCCGUCCGAUACGGAAAACUCCGCAGGAUUACAUAGACGACAGGAUAAAGGCCGUCUUAGACUGCAGGGUCAGUCAUUUCGAGGCUAGCUUAUUAAUCGUCCAGCUUUUGCAAGGUUUGAGGGACUACGACACUCCUGCGGAACAGACCCCGGCUGUGCAGGUCUUGAAAUUUGCGUUGGAUACCCUCUGGGCCUUGCAAUUCAGCAUCGAUGGCUCCAACUUAACGGGGACCGAAUGCGCCACGUUGAAGGCAGCUGCGGCAAGACUCAUGCUGACUGCCUUGGAAAGAGUCCUCAGAGCGGACGAGCCCACCACGGCGGUCAUUCAUAACGGUCUGUUGCCGAUGACCCUGAGAUUGCUGGAAGAUGCCUGCAGUAAGCCGGUCUCUUUUCUCACCCCAGAGGAGGGGUCACUCUUGCAGGAAUUCAUAUUUGCCACCACGUACGGUAUCAUCACUUUUCUCUAUUGUCUGUUACAUCAGCGGGGCACUACGGAGAAACUGAAGGAUUUUCUCGAGCUCUUCCAGCUAUUUACCGACAGUCAAGAUGGGAGGCUGGUGGAGAGAACCAUUCUGGCGAUUGUUGGCUUACCGAGCAUCGAUCAGGCCAGGUCCGUGACCAGAGCCAGGAAAGUCAUCGACAUGAUAGGCGCCUUGAUAAGUGCGUUGAAACGGGUGCGCCAAGAUCUCUGCCACAUGGGCCAAUGCCGCAGGCCUAAACAUCGUUCCUGCUCUGACAAUGUACAGAGCUAUCAUCACUUUGACGUCCUCGGAGUAGCGUAUUCGCAGCCGGUCGUUGGAUCUCUCGCGGUCCAGGUGUGUUGCAUCUCGUCGCUCUUCGUCACCCUGACCACCUUGUUGAAGGAGUCUCACUCGUUCAUCGGGGAGUUGCAAGUCAGGUUGCUGAAAGUGAUGACGGCUGCUGGUACAUGCUGCUGCAUCCCACCGAAGACUCUGCUGUCGAGCAUCGUCACCUUCCUGAGGAAGAGAAACCCUCAGGCGUACGGACCAGCCGUUGCUCUUUUGGAGCGGACCCUUUUCAAGGAACUUGGCGCUUAUCCUGGGACCGAUACCUGCAACACGUGCAAUAAACCUAUCGAUAGCUCUUGGGAGUUUUUAGAGCUCUACGGAAAGCUGUUAACUCUGGAUGAUCCUAAAUUGUCUUAUACCAUCAUGGCUCAUCUCCUAAAGGUGACACCAAAUUCUAUCUUUCCUGUUAGGCAGGAACUUCUCUUCAGGGUCUUUUAUCCGACCUUUCUGAAAGCAAAGGCCUGUUAUGCCGAGGAUAGCAGAAAUGCCGUCGCUAAAUUUCUCGUCCAAUCUUGCCUGUCGGUCAUAUCUAGCCUCAUAAUCAAUGCACCUAUGUGCGAGAAGUUCAUGGAAAUUAAUGGACUCGACGAAGCGCUCGAAUUGCUGCCCGACUCUACUUUCACCAGGAUCGUCUAUGCGCUGCUGGAGAUAUCCGUCAUUAUGGAAAUCUGGAAAUCCUCUUGCGAGGAUAGAAGCGAUAUCAGGAAAAACGAGUCACCUGCGAUAAAUUCUCUAUUCGGAGCUCUCGAAAGAGAAACCUCGGCGUUGUUGAAGGUCCUCGAACCGUUGAAGCAAGAAGAGAAAAAUAAGGAGCCUACGAGAACAAAGCACGGAAAGCAGAAUAAUCACUUAGUCGAAGAAAAUGAUACCGGUGCAUUAGAUUUAAGUAACUCGGAAACAUUGAGCCAAAUGAAAGUUUCGCGAUCUCAGCUUGAGGAUAAUACUUAUGCAGAGAGCACCCCAAAUAAGACUGAUCUUCGGAUACUUGCAAACGAAGAGACGUUUGCACGGGAAAGGAAAUUACUUUUGAUGAUACAUGACGAAAGUUUGAAGGAGAAAACUAUCGGUAGAAAAAUGAUAUUGUAUCAGGCCAGCGCAGCUUGGCGAGCAGCCGCAGGAGUUGCACUUUGCAGUCCUAAGUUCCGGCAGCAAUUAUCGGAACACCCUGUCUUCCAGGACAGUAUGACGCUCUUCAAAUCACUGGCCAUUUGUGUCAUUUCCGAUCGUAUAAAAGACACAAGUAAAUCUGCACAUAGACUGUUCGAAGCUUUAAUAACGUGUUGCCUGACGUCACCAUUGUGUGGCUGCGAUGUGGUUACCGAGUUGGGCAAGACGUUGAUUACCUCGGGAGUGAAACUCAGUCGUGGGAUUGCCAUGCUUGUGGAGGCGUUGCUGAGGGUGUCCAUGCUGAGACCAAGCCAGGAACAAACGGUACCUCAACAAACUAGACCUCGAUUACCCACUAUAUUUCUGGAAACCUUCCCCGAUGGUUACGGAGAGGACACCAGCACCGGUGAAUACGUGACAGCCGAUGAUGGCUACGAGGCAGAUGUCGAAGUGCCAGGGAAAUGUUCUCGCAACGAUACACCCAAGAGGAACAAUUCCCUUGGUCCGAUAGUUGAACCGAGAGGACAUGCGAAUGCUCAUCCAGCUUUGUGUUCCUUAGCUCUCGAUCUCCUUAUCCACUUCAGCAAACAGGGUCUAGAAGGUGAUAGAAGUGCCAUCGUGACGGCCGGCUUACGAAGGGUAGCCGUCACUUGCAGAGAAAGUGCUUCUAGUUGUGCUGCAUUAGCAGGAUCGGGAGCAAUAACGAGGAUAUUAAAUGGGUUCAAGGAUAUACUCACUAGCGAGGAUUCUCAGCAUCAAGAUUUACAGCAUGCCGUACUGGAGGUCUUUACGCUCUUGGCAACGCAAUCCAUUUCUCCAACGGAGUUGGUUUUUUACUUGUCCUUCUUCAAAGUCCAUUCCCCACCGUUAUUACUUCUUUUGGAACCUCUCUAUCGCCUGGUCUUUGCCGCCAGGCCUCAACCAAAUUUCAUCCUUUGCUUUCCCGUCGUGUCAGAAGUGAAGAUCCUACCGAAAAUCCUGAGCGAGGAUUUUAAGAAUCUGGAGAAAGCGGAGAAUCUGGUCAACAAUUUCAGAAAGGGACAUCUUACGUCAGGGAUUUGUAGUCCUUGGUCUGUCCAUGCGGCAUGCUUGCCCAUUGGUCCUGAACUGUCGUGGCCAGUGUGGCUGAACGGGUGUUCAGCUUCGAUGUGGCUAAGGGUGGAAAGAGGAUUGAUGACUGGAAGUCGAGGUGUGAUCGUCACACCAUCUACAUUGCUGGACUCUGAAAGCGAAAGUCUUUCGGACUGGGGUGUCCUCUCGGACAACUGGAGUCGUGAAGUUGUUGCAGGUUCAACAUCUCCCCCGACACCCACUUCUAUAAUUCAUCUAAUGUCCGUUGGCUUUGAAUCGUUAGUGCUGGAAACAUGGCUCGAUCUCAGAUCUGAUAAAUUAAUCCUACGUCUCACACGUCCCGACAACAAGACAAAUCGAACCAUCUCUGAGACCUCGAUAAAUGGCAUGCUGUCCUCGGGCAGGUGGCAUCAUUUGGCUUUAAAUUUCAAAGAUACCGUUCUUAAUAAACGCAGCGCUGUCGUCGAAGUUGUUAUUUGGAUAGACGGAUGGCGAGAAACCAGUGCCCAACUGCCUUUCGAUGGUUUGUUGGUUCGAAAACCUGGAACAACCUGUAUAUUACUGGGACAAGUUGGACCUAGCGGUAUCGGUGCCUGGUAUCUAGGAAACUUAAUGUUAUUCAGAUGCCCAGUUUUUACACGGGAAAGAGCUCUCUAUCUUGCAAGCCUAGGACCGAAUUAUACGAAUCUCGCUGAUUGCAUCCUGAAUACCGUAAAACCAGACUUCACCCCACUGAUUGCAUCUGGUGCAUUGUAUGGAGUUAAGGAAGUGAAGUUCGAGGGUGGAAAAUUCGACACUAACCGCCGUAAAUCCUACGGUGGAACAUAUCUAAGACACGUUGUCGAGACAAAAGUAUCCGAAACGAAAAUCGACUGGGAUGCUGUCAUGGAUGCAACGAACUCACACUUAGGCGACUUGCAAGAUAAUUUACUACUCAGUUACGAAGCUCAGACGCCUAACAUCGUUCACUUGUACCCGCAAGCCAUUGCUAAUCCAGGAGCUGUCGUAAGAAACUUGUUUCCGGGACAGCCUGGCUUUAGAGUUGUUUCUGCUCCAGAGCACAGGGUCUCGCAACAACCACCUCUGUCGGUACCUCUGAUUUUGUCAGCACGAUUGGAGUGCCAACAAUACAGAGGAUUGGUACCGGCAUCGAUUCUCAUAGGCGGAAUACCAAUCUUUCUGUAUCUAUUUGCAAGAGUCGUUGAAUUGCACUCUGUCGAGGAGGAGCAAGCCUUGGCACUCUCCAUGGUCUUACACCUAGCUCGAAGCGAUUCAGAACUGUUGAACCAGUAUCGCUCCGAGGGUGGAUUGGCUCUUCUUCUUCGAGUUCUGGAAUCACCCAGGUGUUACGCAGGUCGAUACAUUUUGAAAUCAGUCCUGGACGCAGCGUGCGAUAGUUCCAUCCUUAUCAAAGAUGUGGGCAGUGGCAAUCACUCGAUAUCCCAAAAUUGCGAGGCCGUCAUUACGGAUCCUGAAUUGAUCAAAGGAGCUCUAGGUGUCUGGAGAACAUGGGCGAAGUAUGAUGCGUUGAACUUGUUCCUUCAAGCCUUAUUGCUAUUGCUCAGGGACCAACACUCGCAGAGAGAAUUUAAUGCAUCGCAGCUCAACAGAGUCGGUAUAGUCGAUACGAUAUUAAUUUUAUGCAAGGAGCAUUUCAUGUACGAAGAUCACGGUGCAUCGCUGGAUCCGACGACAGGAAAUGCAGUUGUGGAAUUGAUACGUGCUUUGAUGGGAGCCCCGCCAGAAUUUGCGCACCUCGUUGCAAUUACCGAUUACCUGGUUCUUGUUCAUCAGGCUUCGGAGACCUACGUCACACAUUCGAGACACAAUAUGUAUUUCAUGUUACCACCCUUGGAAGACAAAGCAACGUAUACGAAAAUGAAUUCAACGAUGGUAAACAGCUCUACGGAUGAUUCCAUCGGGCUAGUUGAUCUUGGAAAAUUAAAUAAAGCAUUAGCGAACGUACAGAUUCAAAAGGGCAGGGUACCCAAGAAGAAGGAGCGUCGCAACGACCCAUCCAAGGAAACAAGUGCCGGUGAAGAUUCCGGGAUCGCUGCCAGUGAUGGAUCAAAUCAUCAGGAGAAACACAUGGCGUGGACGGAUGAGCGAAGAGCUUGUCAAGGAUUGGUGUGCGAAGGGCUGUUGCUAUUGUUGAGAGAUGCUUUGAGAGUGCUACCGGACAGUCAGGUUGGCUCCGUUUUGAAACACGUUUUGAGAGCUGAAGUUCUCCUGGUUUUAGCUAACAAUCCUGACGCCAGAGUUCGGACGGCUUUAAUUAAGGUGACACAGACAUACCUUCAGCGAGCCAGUGACGAGGAAGUUAACAAAUUCAUAAAGCAGAAGUACUUCAUGCAUUUGGCUAACCAAAUCUCCCUGUAUCCUGGAAGCGAUCCUCUGGUGGUUGCCUUGGAGAGUUUAGCGUUGAGAGGUCCAACUUUAGCGGCUAUGCCGCCUCUGUUAGCUAUGAUCUCGAAGGCAGCAUCCACCGAUCCUAAUGUAGCGAGGCCAAUGGUUUCUUUCACAACCGAGAUGGUUACUAAGAAUCCAAGUGCCUUGAGGAUGUUGCUGGAGCAAGGCUUGAUGGAAUCCUUGGGACGUGCCCUGGUCGGUGCAGCUCACAGAGGGAGUGCAAUCUCACUUUUCCGUGACAUCCAUGUAUUGCUCGUUGCCAUUGCAACGAAAUUGCUGGAGUCUCCUGGUGGCCACCAGAUGCAAGCCGUAACGGAUCUGCACUUGGUCUUGAAUCACAUGGAGCUGAAGGAGAGAUCUCAAUGUGGAACGAACACUAUGUGCGUCUCUGUCGUGAGAGACGCCCAGGUAGCACUGUUCGACGGAGAAUUAGAUGCUGUAACUACAAGAGUGUCCUCGCAUUCUGGUUUCCGAUUGCGAAGUGCAGCUUCUUACCUCGCCUCGGCUUCUUACUUGACAUCGGCUUUAACAACUUCCAGUGAGCAGAGCGAUCCCGGCUCAAGAUCCUCGAGUUACGGCAGCAUACAUGGGACUCUCGGCUCUAUUGUUCGGGAACCCGGAAGAGGGGAAUUGAACGACCGUUUUCGUACCAUUUUAAUCCGAGCUGUGGACUUUGUAACGUCUUCGGAUAAGUGCCCGUCUACGUCCGAAAUGGAGCUGACCAGGAGAUUGUUCUCCACUCUGCUACAUGGCUUGGCCACGCCGUUGGAAAGGAAGAAUCAGUGGAGUACCGCGUGGUCUUCUAGGUCAGAUUUUAGAAAAAUAACUGCCAGAAUUAUGGUCUGGCUCCUGGGGCCGCACCAAGUCAAUGCCACCAGGGUUUAUGCAGUUAGGUCUCUCAUGGAGGAGCCUAAAGCGCGAGAAAUCUUAAUGUCUCUUCUGGAAGUGCAUCCCCAGGUGGAACAAAAGUUUAUGGUGUUCCUGUGGGAUCUUCUACAAAGACGGGACGAAAUGCCUAGCGUCGACGCCAGGGUCUGUGCAGAACUGAAGGAAGCCAUUGACAUCUGGGACUUAACGGGAAGCAUUGAACAAGGUGGUUUGAACAUGUGGGGCGAAGAGUUGGAGCUACUAGGUCGAGAACUGAUGAAAGAUCGAAACAUCUGGUUGGAUAGUAACCUUCCUGCAAUUCAGAGAAUUGGCGGUAGAUUUGAAGCUUUGGCAAAGCAGCUAACCGAGAGUGCCAUGGCAAUAACUAGAGCGGUUGUAGAAGAACAGAAUCGUGAGCGUAAGGUGCUGAUGGAGAGACUAAAGCACUCUAGAGCCUUGGAAGCUCAAGCGAUGGCUAGGUGGAGAGACCUUGCCAGACGAUUGACUCACGAGAGAGCACCAUGGCACUUCCCGGAGAGCUAUCCAAGGAGCUGGGAACUGGAUCCUACCGAAGGUCCUGCAAGGGUCAGGAUAAGACUUCAGAGGUGCAACCUGAAAAUUGAAAAAAGAUUCUUACUAUCGGAGCACCGAGACAAAUUGAAAGCGGCAGAUGUCGAGGGACCAUUGUCGUACUUAUUUACGUCAUCUCGACAGGAUACGAAUGCCUCGGCUCUAAUCGAAAGACUGCUUACCAGCGAAAGGAUUCGGAAAAUGUCUCAGGCUCGGGUCGUGACACCAGGAGCCGAAUUGCCAGGGGAAACUCUUAUUGGAGAAUCGUGCCUGUACUUUAUACCAGAUAAUCCGGACAUGCCCCUGCAUACCGAUGUAAUGGUCUUCCUGAUGUUUAGUAUUGAAAUGGAAAUAUUCGAGGUUUUGUAUAACGAAUUAAUAUCACAGAUUGCCCUGGGUGGUUUGGACCUGGCGAUGGCUGGAGGGACUGCCUGGAGACUUGAGGAUAUCCGGGAAUUGCACAGAAGGCGUUAUCAAUUACAAGAGAGGGCCAUUGAGAUAUUCAUUGUCACUGGUCGAACGUAUUUGCUUGCAUUCAAUUCUUCUAAGGAAAGGGACGACUUCGUCGCGGAAUUGUCUGCCUGCAAUUUGCCAAGGAGAAUCCCAGGGGAUGAUUUAGGGGAAGCCUUGGCAUUGUGGCGAAGUGGCACUCUGACAAAUUGGGAAUAUAUUACUUGUUUGAAUAAAUUAGCUGGGAGGUCCUACAACGAUCUGAUGCAGUAUCCAGUUUUCCCUUUCGUUUUGGCAGACUACGUCAGCGAGAAGAUCGACUUGAACAAUUCAAACAUUUAUCGAAACUUCAAACGUCCCAUGGCUGUCCAGGAUAAGAAAAACGAGCAACAUUACAUUAAUAAUUAUAACUACCUGAAACAAGCUCUCACGGAAGGUCUGAAUUUAAUUGCCCUGAAUCAGGAGCCCUUUCAUUACGGAUCUCAUUACAGUAAUUCUGGCACUGUGUUACAUUUCCUCGUGCGACUUCCGCCAUUUACGAGCAUGUUUCUCUGCUACCAAGAUGAUAAUUUCGACAUCCCUGAUCGGACUUUUCAUGCACUAGCUACCACGUGGAGAUUGACAAGUUGCGAUUCUACGACGGACGUAAAGGAACUCAUACCGGAGUUUUUUUAUUUGCCCGAGUUUUUACUUAACUCUGAAGGAUUUAAUUUCGGCGUCCGGCAAAAUGGUAAUACGGUUGGCGACGUCGAAUUGCCUGCUUGGUGUGGCGGUGACGCUCGGCUUUUUAUUCUUGCUCACAGAGCUGCACUGGAGGCAGACCUCGUGAGAGAAGUAUUGCCAUUUUGGAUCGACCUUGUCUUUGGAUUUAGGCAAACUGGGAGACCCGCCGUUGAGGCUAUAAACGUCUUUCACCCAGCUACCUACUAUGGAUUCAACGUCGAACAAAUCGCAGAUCCUUUAGAACGGCAAGCUUGGGAAACCAUGGUGAAAACUUAUGGGCAAACACCUGCUCAGCUGUUCCGAGCUGCACAUCCACUACCAAUUCAGACCUUUGGGAUACCUCCAUCGAGCAGCAGUUUUCCUAGGGUCAUCGAAGGAGUUGAUGGCAUCAAAUGGGGUAACUACGUUGGAGCUCCUGGAAACGAACCCAUGCUUUGCUGGAAGAACAAACACAGGGCUCCGCUGUCGUCUUUGAUACCACUCACUACUGGCGAUGUCUUUGGCUUACCCAGCUGCACUACUCUUUUGCUUGGAUACAGCAAAGAAAAAGGAGCGAGCAUGUUGAGUGGCACAUCGAUACUGGGAGCUGCCCUUGCAUCGUGGGGAGGAACCGAUGGAAUUGCUAGACUGAAAUCUAAAAAGGAACAGCCACCACGACCUUUACUGAAGUCUUCUGGCAUUGAUCCUAUCACUCUCCUAGGAUCCGCGCCUGAUUGCGGGCAGCUUUGGGCUGGUCAUUUAUCAGGAAGGAUUACAGUGCACAGCUAUGCAAUCGGUUCUACUGGUAAAGUUGAAUUUAGCUCGUCUCCACCUUCGGUGCUUCUGGCUCACCGAAACUCUGUAACAGUCAUCGGUUUAUCCAGAGUGUUUAGUAUCGCUGUGACAGGAGAUUCCAAUGGAAUGAUUGCCAUAUGGGAUUUAAACAGCUUAUCAUACGUAAGAGCAAUAGUCUGCGAAGGUCAUGCCAUUAGUCUAUUGUCGAUCAGUGAUACUUUGGGCGACAUAGCGGUAACAUAUGAGAUUCCAAAUUCCCAGGAAGAAAGUCAUUCUAAUUCUUCAGAACUGAAAGUGUACACAAUUAAUGCAAGACCAGUUGGCUCGGUUUUGUCAAGGAGGAAAAUUACUGCGCUCUCUUAUAGCAAUGCUCCGGAAGGUGUCUCCGUCAAUGUAAUUGCUACUGGAUUGGAUAAUGGAGUGAUUCGGUUGUGGAGUAGUUGGGAUUUAAGACUCGUUAGAGAAAUAGUGAAUAGUAGCAAAGGAUGUGGUGCCAUUAUAGCCUUAUCUUGGUCUCUCGAUCAGCAUCACUUAUAUGCAGCAACUGAUGAUGCUACAGUUCUUAUUUGGGAAGGAACAAGACGUUUGAGCAGUGGCACUCCAAAGUUUGUCAAUUUAACAUCCCUUUGACAAGGUGGCGAAACUGACAGUAAAAGUAAGAAUAGCUGAACAAGAGCAGUACUGUAAAUACUCCAUUGUAUUCACACCGACAAUUGGUCUAUCAUUCAUUGCACCUCAUUUAAAUUUUCAAGGAACACAUACAGGUAUACGCAGGCCUUUAGAUGAUUUAUUUAUAGCGACGUCCCAAUGAAAGUACUACAGCGAUAACGAGAUUUAAAUUCACCAAAAAAGAAAAGAACCAAGUACUGUUUGUAGAUAUUUUUAAUGAGAUACAGUAACACUAGAGAGUAAAUUAUAGAUUUGUCUUGAACACAUUGAAAACCAUUCAUGUAAUGAACUGAAGUAUUAUCUUAUCAUCAUUUUAAUGUAAAACUUAUGCUUAUGCGGAUAUUUCGAUACUUGUAUUUUUGUACAUGAUAGUUACUUCGUGGAAUGCAUAUGUAAUGAAAUGUCUAUGUCUACUUAUUAGUUGUGUGAUAUUUAUGAAAUUAUGGCAUAAUAUAUAGAGGUAAUUAUAUUGAUUAAUGUUAUGAUGCAAUGUUUUUAUCCUCAUGUAUGUGCAUUCUCUUGUAUGCAUAUCAAUUAAAUAGGAUAUAAAAUAA